This is a messenger RNA of Camellia sinensis, 5908 nucleotides long. RefSeq names its product receptor-like protein kinase FERONIA. Gene Ontology annotation, biological process: protein autophosphorylation. Gene Ontology annotation, molecular function: ATP binding; transmembrane receptor protein tyrosine kinase activity. Lineage: Eukaryota; Viridiplantae; Streptophyta; Magnoliopsida; Ericales; Theaceae. Gene Ontology annotation, cellular component: plasma membrane; plasmodesma. The record is from RefSeq and is a predicted model, not a curated record.
AGUUCCAGUUUUCAGUCAGUCAGUUCAGUACUUUAAUCAGCUCAAUUAUCAGUCAUGAUCAGUUCAGUUUGACGGUAAUCAAUGUUUAUCGGUAAGCAGCGAUGAGGGUUAUUACACCGACUGAACAUUUAGAUGUCUUCGGCCAGAUGUCCAAAUCUCUUCGUAUGGCCGACUAUACUCUACCUUAGACUGUAGCCGAAUUGACUAAGGCUAGAUGUCUUCAAAUUCUUUGGCCUUCCUCAACACAUAAUUAUUCGGCCCCCACAUUAGUUAAUGCUCCAUGUACUGAAUUGUUAUUCUUAGAUAAGCAAACUAAAAAGAUUGUCAAUCCAUCUGGAUGUAAAGUUCUAAAAUAAGAUUUGUGAUGAAUUAUACACAAAAAAAAAAAAAAAAAAGUGAUGGCCGCGUACCUGUUUCAGUUAAAUGGACCCACCGAAAAUGAAAUAAUGCAUUGUUGAUGCGGUGUCUGAAAAAACAAAAAUUCAGUCAAAUAUGGUUUGGGUGAGGAGAGGAAAAGAACUCUUGCAUAGAAUAAAUGUAAUGAAGUCCUGUUAUAGUUUACUUUCACUAAUGUUAACAAAAGAUCGUUUAUGUAUUGGAUUGACAGACCUAAGUCUCUAGAUCUCUGUCUUGAUGGAAACAAUAAUCUAUCUAUCAAGCUUGGCUCCUGUUCAAAAAAAGAAAAAGAAAAAGAAAAACUUGGCUCAUUAAUUAUUAUUACUGCUGACUACGACUCCCGGAACUUAGACAUACCGCUCACCGCAAAGAAGAGUUUCUUUACUACCUAUUUCUCCAUAAAGGCUUGAGCGCAUUGCUUUCUAACUGUGCCUACUUAUUGCUUGAAAGUCAUCCUCAACUUCCAGCUGCUCUGCUAACCGAAACUGACUUUGCACUUAGAUUGUGGAGUAUCCGUCUUUCUCUUACUCGUCUUUCAUCGACCAUGUCCAAAAUCUCUUUGCUCCAAUCCAAGACCACAAAAAACCAUGUAUAGUUAUAGGCUAUCCAUGUUUAUCCCUCUUUACUACUUCAUCCACUCUUACUUUCACAGUUGACAGCAGCAACUCACCUGCUCUUUAUCACCCAGUAGAUAAUAUCGCAGUUAACCGCAGCUCCUUGGGCAACUCAUCAUCUGCACUAGAUGGCCGGCAGUGAAUUGGAGAUAUUGGUUCUAAAUAUGUCAUUUCACAAGGAUCCAAGGGCAAAUUGAUAAGCUCAACACCUAUAACUAAUGUAAUUAGGCACCAUUCAAGCCAACAAGUAAACGGAAGAAACCACACAAGCAGUGCAGGGCUUGAUGAUACGUUAAGAGUGCUCUGUUAUUUGCAAUCUAGUUCCAACCACAUCCUCCUCUUUGUUAAGUGAUACGUCAGGCUUGGUUGGGUCCAAACUAUAGUAGUUGGGAUUCUCUUUUGUUUUAGUUGAACUGAGUUUAUAUGCCCUGGAAAUUUUGACACAGACAAGUCAUUUCUAUAUAUCUUUCAAAAUUUUAAUGUUUGAUUUGAUGGAUGGAAUGUAUCACUAGCACACCAUAUAUUUUAUUUUUAUUUAAUUAGAGAGCUAGGCACUUUACCUGCAUAAUUACUAUCAGGUAAAUAGCCUAGCUCUCUGAUAAAAUAAAAAUAAAAUACAUGGGUGUGCUUCUUAAUGGUUAAGGUGCUAUAUUACAGGAAGUGACAACUUUACAAAAUGAUAUGUGAAGGGUAUAUUGCAAUUUGGCUGUUAGUUGGGAACUAGUGCUCUCUCUCUCUCUUUCGGGUGAUGGCUGUGCAAGUUUAGACUCGUGUAACGGACCUAGUUGUGUUCUUUCUUUUUGCUAGAUUGCUGCAGUUAAUGUUGCAUGUGCUGAAUUGUUAUUCUUAGAUGAUCUGUGGCAUAUGCAAAGGAAAAGGAUUGUCAAUCCAUCAGGCUCUAAAGAGCUAGAAUAAGAUUUUUGAUGGGUUAUGGAGGGGAAAAAAAAAAAGAGUAAGGGAAAAGAAGAGGAAGAUGAAGCAACGGGCACCAGCAGUUGUCGGUGGCAACUCCCCUGCAUUUUAUUACCCAGUUGAUAAUAUUGCUGUUAACUGCGGCUUCUCCGGCAAAUCAUCAUCUGCACUAGAUGGCCGGCAGUGGAUAGGAGAUAUUGGUUCAAAAUAUAUCAUUUCUCAAGGAUCCAAGGUCAAGUUGAUAAGCUCAACACCGGUUGACCGACUGUUUUCUGUCAAUCCUGUUCCCUACGGGUCUGCUCGGAUUUCUCGUUCACAAUUCACCUAUAGAUUCCAAGUCUCUGCUGGCCCGAAAUUCAUUCGUCUUCAUUUCUGUCCUGCUUCUUACCCGGGUUUCAAAAGGUCUAAAGAUUUUUUUACUGUAAAAGCAGGUCCUUAUACCCUCCUUAGCAACUUCAGUGCUUCACUUACUGCUGAUGCUUUGGGCUUACAAUCUUUUGCCAAAGAAUUUUGUGUGAACGUGGAAGAAAAUCAGCCACUGAUCGUAACAUUUUCUCCAUCAACAGAUGGUACUUUGGAUGAGGUAUAUGCUUUUGUGAAUGGCAUUGAAAUUGUCUCAUUGCCAACAGGACUUUAUCAUACUCUCGAGGGUGAUCCAGGUGCACAUGUUGCUGGCAAGAAAUAUCGCUUCCCAAUUGAUGAGAGCAUCGCACUCGAGUUGGUACAACGAUUAAAUGUUGGCGGAAGUUCCAUUUUGUCCAUAGAAGAUACGGGCAUGUUUCGAGAGUGGUCUGAGGACUCCAAUCAUUUAUUAGAAUCAAGUCGCUUGCCAGUUAGUACAACAAUUCGGAUCAAAUACACAACUACACCAACAUAUUCUGCUCCUCAAAAAGUUUACCAAACAUCUUGGUCGAUGGUUCUGGACCAGCAAGCGAACAAGACCUUCAAUUUUACGUGGAAAUUACCUGUUGAUCUCGGAUUUAGGUAUCUACUUAGGUUCCAUUUCUGUGAGCUUGAAUACGAGAUAAAAGAGAGUGGCCACAUGGUGUUCAAGAUCUUUGUUAAUAAUCAGAUGGUUGAGGCUAAUGCUGACAUUAUCAAAUGGAGUGGCAGCAAUGGGGUUGCAGUGUAUAGAGACUACGUGUUGACAAUGGAAGGAGAUCGGAUGAAGGGUAAGCGUGAUAUGGUUAUAGUGUUGUGCCCUCACAAUCACAGCUAUGAGUGGAGGACCACACACAUUGAUGCAAUUCUAAAGGGGUUGGAGGUAUUCAAGUUGAGCAACCCCGACAAUAAUCUUGCUGGGGUGAACCCGGUGCCUGUGGCAAGUGGUUCGAUAUUUGGUAACCCAAAUCCCCAGAAGUUUGUCUUUGCUAGCGGUGGAAAUGUCAUUGCAACUGGUGUAGUAAUUUUCCUGUGUGUAUUGAAUAUAAUUAUUUACCAGUUACGUAUAUUGGGUGACAAAUUUGGUGAGAAAAACUUCUCAUCAUUACCAUCUGAGGAGUCGUGUCGUCGCUUCUCACUUGCUGAGAUCCAAUCUGUGACCAACAACUUCAAUGAUGAAUUGGUCAUUGGAAGUGGUGGGUUUGGUAAGGUCUACAAAGCACUACUCAUCGACGGUGUGGAAACUACUGUUGCCAUAAAACGGUUGAAUUCAAAUUCUAAGCAAGGCGCACAUGAGUUUUGGACAGAGAUUGAGAUGCUUUCCAAGUUUCGACACAUGCAUCUUGUCAGUCUCAUAGGCUAUUGUGAAGAAGGCCACGAGAUGAUCCUUGUUUAUGAGUAUAUGGAGCAUGGUACCCUUGCUGAUCAUCUCUACAAAAUUAAUACCAGUGGAAAUAUUUGUCAUCUAUCAUGGGAGCAAAGACUCAACAUAUGCAUUGAUGCUGCUCGUGGAUUGGAUUACCUUCACACGGGUACUCAACAUGGUAUCAUACACCGAGAUGUGAAGACCACAAACAUUCUAAUAGACAAGGAUUGGGUAGCUAAGAUUUCAGAUUUUGGUUUGUGCAAAAUGGGCACCACAAGCCAUUCUAGAACCCAUGUUAGCACAGACGUUAAAGGCACAUUUGGUUAUUUGGAUCUAGAAUAUUUCUUGACCCGUAGGCUAACCAAGAAAUCAGAUGUGUAUGCUUUUGGGAUUGUGUUGUUGGAAGUGCUUUGUGGGAGGGUUGCAGUAGAUAUAAGGCUUGAGGAAGAACAACGCAGUUUAGCCCUAUGGGCUCAACACUGUAUCAGAGAGAAGAAACUUGAUCAGAUCAUUGACCCCAGUUUGAAGGACCAAAUCUCGCCACAUUGCCUGAAGGUGUUUGCAGAAGUUGCUAGCAAAUGCUUACAUAAUCGUCCAAAUGGACGGCCUACAAUGGCUGAUGUAGUGGUGAGCCUCGAGUGUGCAUUGGCAGCACAGGAUCAGUGCAGGGACAUACAAGCAGAUGAUGCUCUGCCACAAGGUACAGUUCCCUCGUGCGCAUUGGUGGCACAGGAUCAAUGCAGGGAUAUACGAGCAGAUGAUGCUGGCACAGUCCCCCCUCCCUCCACUCCUGUGCAAUACUGUGAGAAUAUACCCCAAGCCAAGAAGAGUUCAAUGGGAAAGCUCAACAAUGUGUUUCAGAGUAUUAUUGCACUUUUAGGUAAAGGUAUGAAUGUUCGUUGGAGGAAGACGAAGGUCUAUGAUUCCAACAGUGGAAUGUUACAGUGGGAUAGUUCCACUCCGCGGUUACAUGGUUUCUCUAUCAGGGAGAUUAAAGAGGCCACAAACGAUUUCUAUUACGAGCUCGAGAUCGGAGAUGGUGGCUUUAGCAAGGUGUACAAAGGCUGGAUCAACCACAAAACUGUUGAGGUUGUGGUCAAACGUUUGACAUCAGGUGCUAUCCCGACAGAUAUCCACGUUCAGUCCCAGCUUUGUCACCUACACAUUAUGUCUUUGAUCGGUUACUGCUGCGAUGAAGGUGAGCAGUUUCUAGUGUACAAUUACGGGGCAAAUGGGUCUCUCUGCGAUCAUCUUUAUGGGAUGGACAAGGGUUAUACUCCGCUUCCAUGGGAGAAGCGGCUUGAAAUCUGCAUCGGUGCUGGACAAGGACUGCAAUAUCUACAUUCCAGGCAUGAAAUCAUCCAUGGCAACAUUAAACCAGCAAAUAUUUUGUUGGACAAGAAUUUAGUAGCAAAAGUUUCGGAUUGUUGGUUGCCCAAUGUGGUCGGUGUCACUACGCUUAUCUGUGACAAUUUGGAAUAUUUGGAUCCAGAGUACAUACAAUAUCUGCGACUGACAGAAAAAUCUGACAUAUACUCAUUCGGUGUGGUGUUAUUGGAAGUACUGUGUGCUAGGAAUCCAUGCGAUCCUUCCCUAAAAGAGGAUAGAAAAAUGCUAGUACGCUGGUUCAGAACUUGUGUUCAAAGGAAAACAAUUGAUCAGAUCAUUGAUCCAUUUCUAGUGGGGAGCAUAGCCCCAGAAUGUUUGAGGGAAUUUGUCAAGAUCGCGUGGAAUUGCCUGCUUGAUAGGGGAAUAGAACGGCCAUCAAUGUAUGAUGUGGUUGGGAGCCUCAACAUUGCGCUGCAGCUGCAGCAGAUUUGGCACAAUGAUAUUGAGGUCGGCAGCUCAUCACAUAAUGAUCUGGUGAAAGAACGGUUUUGUCAUGCUUACAACAAUGUGUUGUCAUAUGACGGUGCAUUUGACAACUCGGAUCCGGAUACAGGGACCAAUGGGCUGCUGGUCAAGAAAAUUUAGCUCUUUAAAAUCCCUUUUUUUCUUUUCUUUACUUUUGCAUAGCUUCAACAUGGGUGUCAAAGUGUUCUGUGGUGUUUUUCUUCAUCUUUAUUUUGGUAGAUUGCUGUAGUUAAUGUUGCAAUGUGCUGAAUUGUUAUUCUUAGAUUGUUAUUCUUAGUUUCUCUAAUUUCGUCAAAGUCUUUAGUCCUGUGUUUUGACAGACUCGACCCUGCAAAAACUUUUCUUUUAUUUUUUAUUUUUUGAAUAAAAAUUAAUUCUUAUGCUA